Molecule: messenger RNA, 2469 nt
Organism: Cydia splendana
Lineage: Eukaryota; Metazoa; Arthropoda; Insecta; Lepidoptera; Tortricidae
Gene: Nt5c
Product: 5'-nucleotidase domain-containing protein 3
Exons: 9
Coding region: 226-1761 (511 amino acids)
Molecular function (GO): 5'-nucleotidase activity
Source: RefSeq, a predicted model, not a curated record
UGCGUCCUAGACAAGUAGACACGUUUCUAAAUUCGACUUAAAUUAUGCAACGAUUUUCAUUUAUGUUUUUAUAGAAUAAGAAGUAAUAAUUAUCUGAGAUUAUGUGUUAAGUGCAACUAAUUAAAACUCAUUUACAUACAGUCCGGUUAUUUUAAUAGGAACAACAAUGAAGUGACAUUGUUUUCUGAAUGUAGUCGGUGUUUUAGAUAAACAUUAUUAGCAAACAUGAGUUUCCUUUCUAUAUUCGGUGUAAUUAAAAGAAUAAACUUCAAGUUAUCUCACACUGUUGCAAAGAAUGGCGACGUUAGGUGUACUCGACAAUUUUCAACGCGCGAAUUACUGAAGGAAGCAUAUUGUCGCACGAAAUUGAAAUGCCGAUCCAAGAAGCUCCCUCAAGAUGUUAAUCCGCGGGGUGUGUUCGCCUGCAAUGAACUAGAUCUGUCCGAAGUGCAGGUUUAUGGAUUUGACUAUGACUACACACUGGCACAUUACAAACCUACCUUGGAGCAUUUACUCUACAAUCUCGGUAGAGAUUUAUUGCUGGAAAAAUAUAAGUAUCCAGCAGAAAUUUUAACACUAGAGUAUAAACCAAAUUUUGCUGUAAGAGGUCUUCAUUAUGAUAUUGAGAAAGGCCUGCUACUGAAGUUGGAUUCAUUCCUCCAAAUACAAUUUGGAGCGGUUUACCGAGGGCUGACACCUGUGUCUACAGAAGAGGUUCUCAAGAUAUACAAGAAUAGGAUCAUUCCUAUAGCUUAUGUGGAAGGUGACAUGAGGGCUCACAAGACCAACAGGGCGAAGAUGGUGCAUCUAGCAGACUUGUUUUCCGUGCCAGAAAUGGGACUGCUAUGCAAUGUGGCAGAAUAUUUCAUUAGGAACCAUAUUGAUUACCAUCCCGAGAUCCUCUUCUUAGAUGUUAAGAAUUCUGUACAAAGCUGUCACCCCGUUAUGCACAAGAUCGUGGCACAGAACGUGGAAGAGUAUAUCAGGCCUAACCCAGACCUGAGAAAGUACUUCCAGAUGUUGCAGCAAUCGGAUAAGAAGUUGUUCCUGGUUACAAACAGUCCGUACCACUUCGUUAACGCGGGCAUGGAAAUGCUGGUGGGCCUGGACUGGCGGGAGUUCUUCGACGUGGUGAUCGUGAACGCGAACAAGCCCAAGUUCUUCACGGAGGUGUCGCGCCCCAUCAGAGUGUUCGACAAGAACGCCAACACGCACAUCUGGGAGAAGGUCACUUCAUUAGAGAAAGGCAUCAUUUAUUAUGAGGGCACAGUGAAGCAGCUACAAGACCUAACGGGCUGGAGCGGGCACCAGGUGCUGUACUUCGGCGACCACCCGUACAGCGACCUCGCCGACGUCACCCUCGAGCACGGCUGGCGGACCGGCGCCAUCAUCAACGAGCUCACGCACGAGAUAAACACGCUGAACACGCAGCAGUUCAAGGAGAACGCGAACUGGCUGCAGAUGCUCACGCAGCUCAUCGAGGACCACCAGGACUACAAGGAGCCCGAGGCUGUUGAGGUUCUUGCACAGUGGAUGGCGGAGAGAGACUUCCUGAGGAAUGAGAUCAAAGCUGUGUUCAACGCCCAGUUCGGCAGUGUGUUUCGGACUUACCACAACCCCACGUACUUCUCGAGGAGGUUGUUCCGUUUCGCGGAUAUCUACACGUCUAAUAUAAGGAAUCUGCUCAGCUACUCGUUAACGCAUACGUUUUAUCCUCGCCGCGGUGUUAUGCCACACGAAUAUGGAUCCUAUUUCGUUUAGAUUAAGAAGUUAAUAACUUAUGGUAUAGUCGGGCUUGAAAUUAGCUGGACCUUAGUUCUAUUUGUAGAACGUUGUAGUAUUUUGUAGUACCUUGUUACUUUUGGGCUCGACUACUGUAUAUGUGACGUACUCAGGCAAAAGGUGCCACUUUGUCGUCUGUCAAUAAUUUACUUAUGAUUAUAUUUUUAUCCAUACUUUUUGUCAACAUCAAAGUUCACCUUUUACCUGAACACGUUAAAUUAUAUACUUACUUAAUUUAAGAGAAACUAGCUUACUAUCAGUGCAAAUAUGAUGAAUCUGUAAAUAUUCAUAAUUAUUCUAAUUUGUAAAUAAAUACACUGAGUCGAUUCGUUUUUAAUGUUUUUGAAUAAAAUUGUUUUAACUUGUUACUUUAUCUAUUUGUUAAUGCUAGUUCAAAGAUUUUUAUUCUUUAUCUUGUAGUUUGUACGAGAUGAAAUAUUGCAUUUUAGAACAACUAAAUGUUAACAGCAUUUUUGCUUAGUUUUUUAGAAUAAAAUACACCAAAAGCAAAUCGAGUCAAAUAUGUAUUUGUCAAUAUUGUUACAUAUCAAUUUUUUUCCGGUCUAGUCUAGUUUAUUUCGCAUACAUUAGCUUUGGUAGGUGGAUCUUCUCGUUAUCACUAACUCUUUAAAUGCCAAUGACAGUAUUUUAUUUUUACUCCCGUUGUUCCAUUUUGAAAAUGUUGUU